ACUUGUAACAGAAAAUUAAAAUAUACUCCACUCAAGAGAAGUCUGAACUUUGCACUUAGGUUCAAGUCUCAUUUAGAUUUAAGUUUCUAAACUUUGCUUAAGAAAUUGAGUUUUCUUUGAUCUCCUCUCUUCUGAAUUGCCGAAAUCAGAUAAACCUACUUGACAAAAAUGACUUCUUGUCACGUUGCUGAAGACCCUAUAAAAAAGGUGGCUAUCUUUGGAGGAACUCACGGGAAUGAACUAACAGGAGUAUUUCUAGUUAAGCACUGGCUGGAGAACAGCACUGAGAUUCAAAGAACAGGGCUGGAGGUAAAACCAUUUAUCACCAACCCAAGAGCAGUGAAGAAGUGCACCAGAUAUAUUGACUGUGACCUGAAUCGAGUUUUUGACCCUGAAAAUCUUGGCAAAAAAGAGUCAGAGGAUUUGCCAUAUGAAGUGAGAAAGGCUCAAGAAAUCAAUCAUUUAUUUGGUCCAAAAGACAGUGAAGAUUCCUAUGACAUUAUUUUUGACCUUCACAACACUACUUCUAACAUGGGGUGCACUCUUAUUCUUGAAGAUUCCAGGAAUGACUUUUUAAUUCAGAUGUUUCAUUAUAUUAAGACGUCUUUGGCUCCAUUAGCCUGCUAUGUUUACCUUAUUGAGCAUCCUUCUCUCAAAUAUGCAACCACUCGUUCUAUAGCCAAGUAUCCUGUUGGUAUAGAAGUUGGUCCCCAGCCUCAGGGGGUUCUGAGAGCUGAUAUUCUAGAUCAAAUGAGAAAAAUGAUUAAACAUGCUCUUGAUUUUAUACAGAAUUUCAAUGAAGGAAAAGAAUUUCCUCCCUGUGCUAUUGAAGUCUAUAAAAUAAUGGAGAAAGUUGAUUAUCCCAGGAAUGAAAGUGGAGAAAUUGCUGCUAUUAUCCACCCUAAACUUCAGGAUCAAGAUUGGAAACCCUUGCACCCUGAGGAUCCUGUGUUUUUAACUCUUGAUGGAAAGACUAUUUCAUUGGGUGGAGACCAAACCGUGUACCCAGUGUUUGUUAAUGAGGCCGCGUAUUAUGAGAAGAAAGAAGCUUUUGCAAAGACAACUAAACUAACACUCAAUGCAAAAAGGAUUCGCUCCUCUCUACAUUAGAAAUCGCUUGUAACUCACUUGUUAGAGAAUACCUUGAAAAAUUCUCCUAGUUUAUAAAGUCCUGAAGGGCAGGAUUGUGCCUUACUCAUCAUCAUUUCCACCGCUCCUAGCCUGGUGCCUUUCACACGGUGGACAUUCAGGUAAAUUUCUUGAAUGAAUGAAUGCAUUAAUGAAUGUCUUUCAAAGAGAUCAUACUUUAUGUAUGUAGCCUAUUCAAAGAAGUGCAUUCCUUAUUUCUCUAUAGCUUUGUAUACCUUAUACUUUGAUAGUUUAACGUUCUUAGUAAACAGCCUUAGAAUUCAAAUUUUAACAUUGAAGCAGUCCAUGGGAUUGCAGGGCCGGACACAACUGAGCGACUCAGUACAGCGCAGCACAGAUACUAUAUACAAAAAACUAUUAACUUGGGCAUAGAGUUAAAUGUUGUAUGCUUUUAAGUAAUUUGGAAAUACUACUAGAAACUAAUAGCACAGGCUCACUUUUUUAAAUUUUUUCACAUUUGAAUUAAUGCUAAAGUAUUAAAGUCAAUCAGCAGCAGUUGUGAUAUCUAUAGAUUUUAAGAUGCUCUUAUGACGAUGAAAUGUGAAUGAGAAAUGAGGGCUGAUUGUAAAGGCGACAUUAUGAAUAAAUCAAGAAACUCUGAA
This is a messenger RNA of Capra hircus (goat), 1751 nucleotides long. It is a transcript of the gene ASPA, whose product is annotated as aspartoacylase. Lineage: Eukaryota; Metazoa; Chordata; Mammalia; Artiodactyla; Bovidae. Bases 169 to 1110 code for a protein of 313 amino acids. The transcript has 6 exons. The record is from RefSeq and is a predicted model, not a curated record. Gene Ontology annotation, molecular function: hydrolase activity, acting on ester bonds; hydrolase activity, acting on carbon-nitrogen (but not peptide) bonds, in linear amides.